This is a messenger RNA of Sesamum indicum (sesame), 1589 nucleotides long. RefSeq names its product WAT1-related protein At5g47470. Gene Ontology annotation, molecular function: transmembrane transporter activity. Lineage: Eukaryota; Viridiplantae; Streptophyta; Magnoliopsida; Lamiales; Pedaliaceae. Gene Ontology annotation, cellular component: membrane. The record is from RefSeq and is a predicted model, not a curated record.
AAACUCAUCUGCAUCAAUCCAGUCUUUGAGAAUCCACAAUCCCAUAUGCAAGAACCACCAGCCCCCUCCCUCUCAACAAAAAAGAAAAGAAGAAGAUAAUUGUUGGAUGAUAUAUGUGUAUAUGAUUCUUUCAACAAGAAAAUUAAUUCAGGAGUUGAAGUUGUCUAAAGUAGUUGGUUGAUUUGAAGAUUGUAUAAUGAGAAAAGGCAAGGUGAAAGUAAAAUUGAAAAGACAACGCCGUACCAACUCCUCCUUCUCCCCACCUCCAUAUAAGUUUGGAAAAAGUAAAUAGGACAUUGAUGCAUGCAUAGGCAAACAAUCUGUAGAGGGUGUAAGAGAGAGUAAUUGUCAUGUCCGAAGAAUCUCUCCUCUUGGAAAAGAAGAGAUGAAAAUGGUAGGAUGGCAUUCAAAUAAGAGGGACGCCAUUGAAGAUGUUGUUGUGAUUGUGGGGUUGGUCGUCGUGCAAUUUCUGUAUGCUGGAAAUUCAAUUUUGCUGAGUCAUCUCUUGAAAUUGGGAUUUCGAUCAUCUUUUCUUAUUAUUUGCUCUACUUUUGCCACAUCUAUUGUGCUCUCUCCUCUCGCCCUUUUCUUUGAAAGGACACAAUGGCCUAAAAGAAUCAGUUACAAGCUGUCUGUUCAGUUGCUUUUACUCUCCUUCGGAGGGGUGACUUUGUUUCAGUCUUUGUUGAUGAAGGGAGUUAGUCUAACUUCCCCAGCAAUGGCAACAGCUAUGCCCAAUCUUGCACCAGGACUCAUAUUUUGCAUGUCCUGGGCCUUCAGGUUAGAGAAAAUAGAGUUAGCAUGCAGGUAUAGUAGAGCCAAGAUUGUGGGGACAUUACUCUGUGUUUUUGGUGCUGUUGUGUUGAGUCUAAUGCAAAGCACUGUCCGAGAUGACGAGCUCGAUGUCUCGUUUCCAUCUACGCACGUAUUCUUCGACAAGCAAACGAUGCUCGGCUGCGUUUAUCUGAUUGCAUCCGUUGUUGUUUUCUCAAGCCAAGUCGUUUUACAGGCUAUAACUUUGCGUGAUUUUCCUGCACCCAUGUCAUUGUGUGCGUUAACUUCAAUAAUAGGUGUGUUGAUUACUGUGGUAGUUCAGAGGGUCGAAGAUCAAGGAUGGGACCCUGGACCCUUAACUAUUCAAGAGAUGAUUGCCUAUUCCAUAUUGGCGGGCAGUGUGAGCGGAAUGUGCGUAAGUUUCAAUUCAUGGGCGAUGAAUAAAAGAGGGCCGGUCAUAGUCUCCAUAUUCAACCCCCUCGCCACUGUCAUUUCUGCUAUCUUCUCCAUUCUCACCUUGGGAGAAUCCUUUUCUAUAGGAAGUCUUGCAGGUAUGUGCUUGAUGUUCACAGGCCUAUACUUUGUGCUUUGGGCUAAAAGAAAGGAAGGGCUUCUCAUGAGCAACGACAACAUCAACGACCUGCAAACUAAGUAUGACAUGGAGAAGCCUCUUCUGUCUUGACGUAGUUAGAACCAGUUAGGUUGUAGGAAAAUUGGUUGUAGAACAAGAUUCAUGGAUAGAAUUGAAGUAGUUGAUGUAGAACAAAAAAAAAAGAAAAUAGGCUCAGUGUAAUUUACCUCUAUAUGAUAUUGUA